CCCUGAAAACAGGCGCGGCCAGUCAGGCGAACAGAAGCGCAGGCCCCGCCCAGGCCGGCCUUGUCCGGGUCCGCGGUGGUCUCAGCCAGUCCGGCUUCUAGGAUGCGCGCGCAAUUUCCCGCAAACCCGGAAGCGGACCGUUGUGGGUGAACGCCUAGAGCGCAGUUUCCGGUAGACCCGGAAGCCGAUCGCAUGGAGGAACUGUUUCGCAGCAGCGCGCCUCCCUUUCCCAGCCACUGGUUCUCCUGAUCUCGAGUGUGGGGAGUGACUUCAGUCUCCUGACAUCCAGUGUUCUCUCGAGCCAGCUUCCAGCCCACCGAAAAUGAGCUCUUCCGGAGAUGGGCAUCUUAUUCCAAUCCCCUCCCCGUGAAUGUGUGGAGAACAAAAGAUGGGAACGAGUCGGGGGAAACAGGAAAUUUUGAAAGAGAAAUGAAGAAUGAGAGAACCAUUAAAAGACAGCAAAGUAGAAGGUGAUCACGUGAGAGGUUCGCGGAGACACGGUGAAAGAAGGUUCACAAAUUUUAAGAAAGGGAGAAUAAAGUGGAAAAAUCUCAGAGGGAAUCCACUCAACAGAUGAGGUACCUUAACCACAUGGAUUCACUUCCAAAGAGACAUAUUAUGCAAGGAAGCAACUCGGAAAAUGAAAGAGAAGGAGUCAGGAAUGGCCCUUAUUCAGGGACCCUUGAAAUUCACGGACGUGGCUGUAGAAUUCUCUCAGGAGGAGUGGAAAUGCCUGGACCCUGUACAGAGGACUUUAUACAGGGACGUGAUGUUGGAGAACUACAGGAACCUGGUCUCCCUGGGAAUCUGUCUGCCUGACCUGAGUGUUAUCUCCAUGUUAGAGCAAAAGAAAGAUCCCUGGAUUCUGCAGAGUGAAGAGAAAAUAGCAAACAAUCCAGAUGGCAGGGAAUGCAUCAAAGGUGUGAACACAGAGAGGAGCUCUAAAUUGGGAAGUAAUGCACGAAACAAGCCUUGUAAAAGUCAACUUGGAUUCACUUCUCAGUUACAUCUGAAUGAUCUGCAGCUAUUUCAAGCUGAAAGGAAAAUUUCUGGGUCUAAGCAUAUUGAAAAACUCAUCAAUGACAACUCCUCAGUUUCACUGCUUGAAAAAAUUUCUUCCGGUGUCAAAUCCCACCUUUUAAAUAAACAUAGAAAUAUUUUUGAUGAUGCUCCAUUACUUCCACAAGAACAGAAAGCACACAUUAGGGAAAAAGCUUAUAAAUGUAAUGAGCUUGGCCAAGUCUUUAGAGCAUCUGCAAGCCUUUCUAACCAUCAAGUAAUCCAGAAUGCAGAUAAUCCUUACCAGUGCAAUGAAUGUGGCAAGGUCUUUAGUUGUAGUUCAAAGCUUGUGAUACAUCGAAGAAUGCAUACUGGAGAGAAGCCUUACAAAUGUCAUGAAUGUGGCAAGCUCUUUAGUAGCAAUUCAAACCUUUCACAACAUCAAAGAAUUCAUACUGGAGAGAAACCUUACAAAUGUCAUGAAUGUGACAAGGUCUUUCGAAGCAGUUCAAAGCUUGCACAACAUCAAAGAAUUCAUACAGGAGAGAAGCCUUACAAAUGUCAUGAAUGUGACAAGGUCUUCAAUCAAAUUGCACACCUUGUACGACAUCAAAAAAUUCAUACUGGAGAGAAACCUUACAGUUGUAAUAAAUGUGGCAAGGUCUUUAGCCGCCAUUCAUAUCUAGCAGAACAUCAAACAGUUCAUACUGGUGAGAAACCUUACAAAUGUAAAGAAUGUGGCAAAGCGUUUUCAGUGCGUUCCAGCCUCAUAACCCAUCAGUUAAUUCACACUGGAAGGAAACCUUACAAAUGUAAAGAAUGUGACAAGGUCUUUGGGCGCAAGUGUUUACUGACCUCUCAUCAGAGAAUUCAUACUAGAGAGAGACCUUAUGGAUGCAAUCAGUGUGGCAAGAUCUUUAAUCAGAAAUCAGACCUUAUACGACAUCGAAAAAUUCAUACUGAUGAGAAACCUUACAAAUGUAAUAAAUGUGGCAAAGCAUUUAGAGAGUUUUCAGACCUUACUGCCCAUUUUCUAAUCCAUAGUGGAGAGAAACCUUACGAAUGUAAAGAAUGUGGCAAAGUCUUCAGGUACAAGUCUUCUCUAACCAGUCAUCGUAGAAUUCAUACUGGAGAGAAGCCUUACAAAUGUAACAAAUGUGGCAAGGUCUUCAGUCGUAGUUCAAACCUUGUAUGCCAUCAGAAAAUUCAUACAGGAGAGAAGCCUUACAAAUGUAAUGAAUGUGGCAAGGUCUUUAAUCAAGCGUCAUACCUUACAAGACAUCAAAUAAUUCAUACUGGAGAGAGGCCUUACAGAUGUAAUAAAUGUGGCAAAGCAUUUCGAGGGUGUUCAGGCCUUACUGCCCAUCUUGCAAUCCAUACUGAGAAGAAAUCUCAUGAGUGUAAAGAAUGUGGCAAGAUCUUCACUCACAAGUCUUCCCUCACCAAUCACCAUAGAAUUCAUAUUGGAGAGAAGCCUUACAAAUGCACCCUGUGCAUUAAGGUCUUUAGUCACAAUUCUGACCUUGCACAGCAUCAGAGAAUUCAUUCAUGAGAGUCCCUACAAACUGUGUAUGGCAAACCAUCAUCAUGAAUUCUAGCAUUAAUCAACAUCAGAGAGUCCAUACUAACUGGAAAUCAUAAAUUUGUGUGACACAGGCUUUAUCAAGGCCUGCCAAAUCACUAGACAUCACCACAUCACUGUGGAGGGUGAAACCACACAGAUGGAUUGUGUGUACUCGGGUCAUUAUUCAAGGACCAUUACUGUAGAACACAGAUAGGAUUUACACAAGAAGUAACUCAAUCUCUAGUUCUCUGAUAUUAAUCUAUGAUAUUGCAUUCUGCAGAAUAAUGCUAAGUCAACGUAUGAUUCUCAUGACAUGAUGUAUAUCAAAGGUGCAACGGUAUGUAAAUGACCAGUUUUAUUCAGGCUACAAAAAAUUCAAUUAUUGGGGGUCUGUAGAAAAGGCUACUUUAUGACUUUAAAAUCUCUUCACGUGCCUUCGAUACAGGCCAUUCACUGUGGUCCCUGGGAAAGAAUCAGUAGGAUGACAGGGCUGACUUCAUUAGCUGAGGAUUAUUUCCAGUUUCCUGAUGAAGAAGGACAUUGCCUUUUCAGAUUAAAUAUUAUCUGAUUUAGAGAGCAUGGAGAAGUGGGCAGAGUAACAUAAAACUCUGAUAACCAUCAUCAUACUGUGGCAGUCAACACACUUUCUCCCGACCUAAGUGCACAGUGCUUCAGUUUCCACCAACUGACCAUGAAAUAGAGUAUGCCGUGAUCUUAAGGCAUGGGUUAUUAAUGGGAAGAGAGUAAUAGGUUGCUAGUGUCUGAUUAUAUAGUAGAAAUAAUGCAAGGAAAAAGGUAGACGCUUUCUCCAUUGAAUAGCAGUAGCUGCUGUUUAGCAAAGACUGAUGAGAAAUAGUUUUGUUUUGUUUUGUUUUAUUCCCCUGAGAUAAGAGUCUCACUCUGUUGCCAAGGUUGGAGUGUAGUGGUGUGUUCUUGGCUCACUGCACCCUCCACCUCCUGGGUUCAAGCAAUCCUUCUGCCUUAGCCUCCUAAGUAGCUGAGACUACAGGUGUGUGCCACCACACCCAGUUCAUUUUUGUAUUUUUUGUAGAGACAGGGUUUACCAUGUUGGCCAAGCAGGUCUCCAACUCCUGACCUCAAGUGAUACGUGCACCUCAGCCUCCCAAAGUGCUGGGAUUACAGGCAUGAGCCAUUGCGCCCAGCCUCAUUUUUGAAAUGGAAGAAAGAACAGAUAUCACAGUUGAGCGUUUAAUCAAAAUGACCAGAUCAGCAUAUUCUUUUUUUAUAUGACACAGAGUCUCACCCUUGUCACCCAGGCUGGAGUGUAGUGGCACAAUCUCGGCUCACUGCAACCUCUGCCUCCCUGGUUCAAGCAAUUCUUCUGUCUCAGCCUCCCAAGUAGCUGAGAUUACAGGUGCGUAUUUUUAGUAGAGAUGGGGUUUCACCAUGUUGGCCAUGCUGGUCUCAAACUCCUGACCUCAGGUGAUCCAUCCGCUUCAGCCUGAAAGUGCUGGGAUUACAGGCAUGAGCCACCGCGCCCAGCCAGAUCAGCAUAUUCUUGAGUAGGAUUCACAUUUAGUUCUUGGCAUUAUAAGUUGAAACUGUUUGAUUUAGAAUGUCUGUAGCUCUCAUGUUUGUAGUAAUAAAGUUUCAUUUUUCCUAAGU
Molecule: messenger RNA, 4189 nt
Organism: Rhinopithecus roxellana (golden snub-nosed monkey)
Lineage: Eukaryota; Metazoa; Chordata; Mammalia; Primates; Cercopithecidae
Gene: ZNF528
Product: zinc finger protein 528
Exons: 7
Coding region: 641-2551 (636 amino acids)
Biological process (GO): negative regulation of transcription by RNA polymerase II
Molecular function (GO): RNA polymerase II cis-regulatory region sequence-specific DNA binding; DNA-binding transcription repressor activity, RNA polymerase II-specific
Source: RefSeq, a predicted model, not a curated record